GUCAUAUUUGGACAGUUUUAACAUUUACCCGACUUGCCUGAGAGUGAGCCGUGCAAACAGGACUUUCGGAAACAACAGUAACUCCAGAUCAUCCGCUCGAGGGUCUUGACGUUGAGGGCAAAGCAGGAUUUUUAGAUGCAGAAUGCAGAAGUAACAUUUUUUUCAGUUUGAGUUGAGCUUUGGUGGCAAUGUUUGCCAACUGGUGCUUUAUUCACUGAAGAGGUGUUUCUGAAGAAUUUAGAUUAAAGAGGAAGUAUACGGAGAAUAAAAUGGAGGAGCACAAUGCUGUCAACUUCAUGAGACUGCUUUCAGAGGAGAGCACUAUCUCCACCGCGUCGUCGGACUCUUGUGAGUACUACCAGACAGAGAUAUUUGAUCAGCUGCCCAGCAUCCAGGCCAGCCGGCCCGAGCAGGACAGACAGGCUCUGUGGGGAGCCAGCGAGACCCACCAGGGUGGCCCAGAAGCAGCAGAGAGGAUCGGCCAUGGCUACCUGUCCACCGGACCCAAAGACAAAGCCUUUACACAGCCGCUCAGGAACCUGGUCAUGUGUAUUCAGGGGAAGAGAGGCGCCAGGGAUAGAAGGAAGAUGCAAAUCAGCAAUAUUGGUUUCUGGGAGUCAUGGAGGCGGAGCCAAAGCAUAAACAGGAAGAGGGUUUGGGACCAAAUGGGAGGAGCUCUAUCAGGCCUGUUGCCAUGGCAGCACACGCUCCACGCCAUCGAAGGCAGGUUCGGAGUUGGCGUGAAGGCUUACUUUGUGUUCCUCAGAUACCUGGUUUACUUGAACAUACUUCACUGUGCUCUGGUCGGGGGUUUCAUUCUGGGGCCUACGGCAUUUUAUGGCAGGAGCAACAGCAGUAGGCCUUUGAGGUUUGGAGGCAACGACUCGGUUUUGGAUUUCUUCCUGGGAUCGGGCUACCUGGAUCGUUCUCCGGUCUUCUUCGGGUUUUAUACUCGUGGUUCCCUGAAUUUGCAGUGCUUGAAUACGCCUCUGCUUUACCUCGCUGGAAUGUUCCUCAUCCUCAUCCUCAGCCUCAUCAUGGUGGUCCGUCGAACGACGGUUGGCUACAAGCACACCUGGAUGCUGGGGAAGCGUUACAGUACCAACGUGAGCUACAAGAUCUUUAGUGGUUGGGACUUCACCAUCCAGGACCCUUCUGCUGCCAUUCUCAAACAAAGCUUCAUCAGAAAUGACCUCAAGCUCUUUCUGGAGGAGGAGAGUUUCUCUCUGCGAAAGGCUCGGAGGACAGUUGGACAGGCGGUGCGUCUCUACCUGCUCCGGUUUGUCCUCAACCUGCUGGUUCUGUUACUGCUGGCCGGAGCCUUCUGUCUCAUCAACUAUGCCGCCAAAACAUCCCAGAAGGAGAGUGGGGGCUACUGGCUAUUCAGCCUGGUCCUGCAGUACCUCCCUCCCAUCGCCAUCACCUUUGUCAACCUAGUCCUGCCUCACAUUUUCCGAACGAUCUCUUCGUUUGAGGACUACUCUUUCACCAUGCAGGUCAAUGCCACUCUCGUGAGGAGCGUCUUCUUGAAGCUGGCCUCACUUGGGAUCUACUUAUAUCUCAUCUUCCCAACUACAGAGCCUCAUCAAAAUCCUUUUCGCUGCAGGGAGAACGUGUUUGGUAGAGAGAUGUACAAACUGUGUAUCUUCAACUUCCUUGCCACUUUAUGCAGCACAUUUCUCUUGAACUAUCCCUGGAAGCUGCUGCAGGAGAAGUACCCCUCAUCCUUGCUGGUCCGGCUUUUAGGGAAACAACGAUUCCUGAUCCCUUUCAAAGUGUUGGAUCUGGUGUACAGUCAGACAGUGUCCUGGGUGGGAGUCUAUUACUGCCCCCUACUGCCUCUGAUAGGAACCGUCACUCUGAUGGCCACCUUCUACAUCCAAAAGUUCACUGUUCUGCGGUGCUGUGUGGCAGAGCGGAGGAUGUUUCGAGGUUCCAGCUCCUCUGUGUUAUUCCACUUCAUGUUGCUGGUCGGUCUCAUAAUGGCUGCAAUCACGCUGGGCUUCAACCUUCACCAACAAGAAGCCACACCUGACAAGUCCUCCUGUGGUCCAUUUGGAAAUGGAGCAACUGUGUUUAAUGUGACAGGAGUGUGUAUGAACAGCCUCCCGAGCCCAGCUCAGACCACACUGCGCUACCUGACCUCUGAGGCCUUCGCCCUGCCACUCUUACUCGCUGAGAUUAUAAUCUUAACCUCGUAUGUGUCACGGGGACAAGCCAAUCAGAAGGCCAUCGAGAGACUGAAAGACAUGCUGGUUAUGAGCAGCUCAGAUAAGCGUUUCCUGGUUAAACAGCAUGCCACCGUGCUCAGACGUCAGAGAAAGCCCCAAAGAGGGUGUCCCACCGCCAUCGAAGAGGACCCCGCCCCCGAGACCUCCCCCCCCACACACACACUCUUUACGCAUACUACCUGAUUAAAGUCCCCAAGCUGACAAGCUCUCCCAUCCACACAAUUAAAUAUAGUAUUAAGCUUGGAUAUUAAAUCAGUCUUUUUGUCAACAACAGAUGGGCGCAGGCCUCCGGGUGGCUGAAACUAGUCAGAAGGACGGUUUCAGUUACACAAUAUGCAAAGAUGAGAAAAGCACUUCACCACGUCUUUUCCUAACAUUCAGAGCAUGUAUUCUAACUUCUGCUGUAAGUUUGUUGAUAAUAAAAGAUCUUUUCAUUAUGUUUAGGGCCUUGUGUGAACGCCAAACAGUGAUAUGCAAAAAUGAGGAUUUCAUUAAGAUGUUAUAUUACGGUCAUAGUAGAUUUUUUUUAAAUAAAUGUACCUUUACCUGAACUGAGUUAUUUAAAAAUGUGUGGCUCAUUAAAACUUUGUCCGGUGUGCAUUUUCGAGCUUUUUUGUCUUGCUUACAUUCAAGCCAGACAUUCCGUCUAAAAUGUUAUCUGUUUGUAACACAUGUGUAACACCCCUCGUUGUAACACAAUCGUAAGGUCCCACACCCACACAAACACACACAAGUACAUGGGUAUAUUGAACCAAGCUUUGGAGAAACCAUGUCAAAGAUAAAUGUGGAGCACUGUUAUGAAGAAUCAACAAACUUUAAAUAUACUGCCAAUUUUGGCUCUGGCGAGUGUCUUCAUCAGGAUAAGUACGUUAGAAGUGGAGCUUAGUAAGAUCUGGUGCUACCCUGACUAACUGAUCUUAAGUUGGUUCAGAACUUCCCAUAUUAAAUUUCAAAACCUAAAAUCCCCAAAUAAGUGGCUGCACCUGCUCUUACUCACUUUAAAACUUGUUAUGGUUGAAUUUCCGGGCUCUACCCUCCAUGUCUGU
Pungitius pungitius (ninespine stickleback) is the source of this 3277-nucleotide messenger RNA. It is a transcript of the gene tmc8, whose product is annotated as transmembrane channel-like 8. Bases 270 to 2414 code for a protein of 714 amino acids. Lineage: Eukaryota; Metazoa; Chordata; Actinopteri; Perciformes; Gasterosteidae. The transcript is spliced from 17 exons. The record is from RefSeq and is a predicted model, not a curated record. Gene Ontology annotation, molecular function: mechanosensitive monoatomic ion channel activity. Gene Ontology annotation, cellular component: plasma membrane.